Messenger RNA from Linderina pennispora, 737 nucleotides. RefSeq lists its product as uncharacterized. Gene Ontology annotation, cellular component: cytoplasm. The record is from RefSeq and is a predicted model, not a curated record. NCBI's taxonomy places the organism in Eukaryota, Fungi, Kickxellomycota, Kickxellomycetes, Kickxellales, Kickxellaceae. Gene Ontology annotation, molecular function: protein serine/threonine kinase activity. The transcript has 3 exons. Gene Ontology annotation, biological process: protein phosphorylation. The coding region runs from base 144 to 470 and encodes 108 amino acids.
GUUUCUCUCCCUUUUUGGUCUCACGCCUAGCCUUUUAUUCCACAGUUUUGCUCUCCUUGUAACUUUACAGUAAACAUUUCGGAUGCUUCACAAUUACGAGAGCGCCGGGUCCUGGAGUGACCCAGCGCAAAACGCAGAUAGCAAUGGCGCAGCAGCAGCAGCAACCGCAGGCGGUGUGCUUGCCCAGGGCACGAUGCUCCAAGUUGGGCAGCAGUCGUGCGCCGGUGAAGCAGUUCCUCUCUGAAGGUGGCCAUGCCAAUGUAUACCUGGUAACAAUGAUCAGCACGGGGACGACAAAGGUCCUCAAGCACAUAAAGUUUGCGCACGACGAGCCCGAGCACAGACAGCGCGUCGAGAAGGAGAUUCAGCUCAUGCGUCAACUCUCGGGACACGCAAACAUUGUAGCGCUCGAUGACGCGGAGAUUGGCGACGGGCAGGCGCCUUCUGCUGAUGGACCAGUGCCACGGUGAUAUUCUUGGGCUGAUAAACAACCACCUGCCGCGGCACUUGGACGAAAAGACAAUUCUGCACAUAUUGGCGACGCAUGUAAGGCCGUCGCGCACAUGCACUACCAGCGGCCACCUGUGCUGCACCGCGAUUUGAAAGUGGAGAAUAUCUUGGUUGGCGACAGCGACUACAAGCUGUGCGACUUUGGAUCGGCCACAGACCAGCUGGUGCAACCCGACAGACGCGUGGCGCGUGAUCCAGGUCGUGGCGCUGGAAGAAGAAAUCCAGCG